Messenger RNA from Penicillium canariense, 1638 nucleotides. It is a transcript of the gene nfr1, whose product is annotated as putative AIF-like mitochondrial oxidoreductase (Nfrl). The coding region runs from base 1 to 1638 and encodes 545 amino acids. The record is from RefSeq and is a predicted model, not a curated record. Gene Ontology annotation, cellular component: cytoplasm. The transcript is spliced from 4 exons. Gene Ontology annotation, molecular function: oxidoreductase activity, acting on NAD(P)H; flavin adenine dinucleotide binding; 2 iron, 2 sulfur cluster binding. NCBI's taxonomy places the organism in Eukaryota, Fungi, Ascomycota, Eurotiomycetes, Eurotiales, Aspergillaceae.
AUGGCUCAGGAAUACAAGCUGAAGGGCCUUGCUUCCUUUGCGGAUCUCGCGCCCCUGGAGAAAAUCGAAUGCGAGGUUGAUGGCAUCUCAGAUGGCAAGGUGCUCGUAGUUAAACUCGACGGCGAGGUGCAUGCGAUGAGCCCGCGGUGCACGCACUACGGGGCGCCGCUGAAGAGCGGUGUUCUCGCGCCGGAUGGGCAGCUGAGGUGCCCCUGGCAUGGCGCAUGCUUCAAGGUCCGCUCCGGUGAUGUCGAAGAUGCACCGGCCCUCAACGCUCUGAAUAAAUUCGAUAUCCUCGAGCGUGAUGGCGGCGUAUAUAUUCGCGCCACUGAAUCGGAUAUCAAAGCCGGCCAGCGCAAUCCAGUCAGCAAAUGCACUGUUUCUAAUGCUGAAGAGAAAGUCGUGGUAGUUGGCGGAGGAAGCGGCACAAUUGGAGCCGUCCAGACACUCCGCGAACUAAAAUACCCAGGCAGCAUCACCAUCAUCUCCAAGGAGCCCGAAAUUGUCAUCGACCGCACCAAGCUCUCCAAAGCCCUAAUCGCCGACCCAGCCAAGAUUCUCUGGCGCCCGCGAGAGUGGUUCACAGAGGCCGGCAUUGACAUCAUCAAAGAUGAAGUUGCCUCCGUCGACUUCGCUGCCAAAACCGUCACCACAGCCACUGGCUCGACACAUCGCUACACGAACCUUAUCCUGGCAACAGGCGGCCAGCCGCGCACUCUGCCGCUUCCAGGCUUCCGUGACGAGCUAUCCAACGUCUUUGCCCUGCGCGACGUGUCAAACGUUCAGGAUAUCCUCGCCGCCGCGGGGGAUUCGAAGAAGAACAUCGUCGUAAUCGGCUCUUCCUUCAUCGGCAUGGAGGUUGGCAACGCGCUCGCCCAAAACCACGCCGUGACCAUCGUCGGCAUGGAGUCCGCGCCUAUGGAGCGCGUGCUAGGCUCCCGAAUCGGCGCAGUCCUCCGGCGGAACCUCGAAAAGAACGGCGUCGCCUUUAAGCUAUCGGCAGACGUGGAAAAGGCCACGGCCUCCGACGCGAACCCCACCGCCGUCGGCGCCGUCCAUCUCAAAGACGGCACCGUGCUUCCGGCCGACCUGGUCAUUCUCGGCGUAGGCGUGCGCCCGGCUACGGAUUUCCUGCGCGAUAAUAACGCGCUGUCGCUGCAGAAAGACGGCUCCAUUGCGACGGAUGAGCACUUCGCUGUCCCCGAGCUGAACGGUGUUUUCGCGGUCGGCGACAUCGCGACGUUCCCGUACUACGGGCCCGACGGGGAGGCAAGCCAGUGCGCAUCGAGCACUGGAACGUCGCGCAGAAUGCGGGACGGAUUGUGGCGCGCGCAAUCACGGGCGCCGCUGGCGUCGUUGCCGCCGAAGUCGUUUAUCCCGAUCUUCUGGUCUGCAGUGGGCGCGCAGAUGCGGUAUUGCGGGAAUACGGUGAAUGAUUAUGAUGAUAUCGUGGUCAAGGGGGAGCUUAGGGAGGCGAAGUUUGCAGCGUUCUAUGCUCGGGGGGAUGUGGUUGUUGCUGUUGCUACGAUGGGUAUGGAUCCGAUUAUGUCGAAGUGUGCGGAGUUGAUGAGGAGGGGGCUGAUGCCGGGGAAGAAGGAGAUUGCUGAUGGUGUGGAUGUGUUGGCUGUUAAUCUGUGA